UCUUGCUGCAAGCAUCCAGCCCUCUCCAUCCGCGGACAUUCGGCCCUGCAUUGCCUCUCCAGCCAACAUCGCGAGAUUGUUCUGCGGAUCAUUAAUCCAGUACCCCCUCCCUCCACUCCUCAGCUAUAUACACACACACACACACAGACAACCUCACGUCAAGCGGCGUAGGCAGCAAACAACAGCUUACACAGCUGACAGAGCGACCACCUGCAGUCCCAGUGUGUGUAUCGCCUAUUCGCAUACAGUUCCAAAAGAGACGCGAAGGAAAUGAAUUUGCUCGUGGCCUCGGUGUUGGGGAUCCUCCUGCCCUCCGUCACCCUGUGUCAGUCACAGCAUCAUCCCGAGCUCCAGGUUAGCACCAAGUCGGGAAAAGUCAAGGGUACAAGAAUACCGGUGUUGUCCAGCCACGUCAGUGCUUUCCUGGGAAUCCCAUUUGCAGAACCUCCAGUUGGGAAUUUGAGGUUCAAAAAACCUGAAGGCAAGAGGCCAUGGUCGGGACUCUGGGACGCCUCUGCCUAUCCCAAGAACUGCCAGCAGUACGUCGACAAGGAGUUCCCUGGGUUUCCCGGUUCCGAGAUGUGGAAUCCCAACAAGGAGAUGAGUGAGGACUGUUUGUACCUCAACGUCUGGGUGCCUUCUCCAAAGCCAAAGAACGCCACGGUCAUGGUCUGGUUCUACGGAGGCGGCUUCUACAGUGGAGCCUCCACCUUGGACGUCUACAAUGGGAAGUAUCUGGCCCACGUUGAGAAGGUGGUGGUGGUCUCCAUGAACUACAGGGUGGGUGCGUUUGGUUUCCUCGCCCUGCACGGCAGUCAAGAGGCACCUGGGAACGUGGGCCUUCUGGACCAGAGGCUGGCUUUACAAUGGGUGCAGGACAACAUCCAAUCCUUCGGCGGCGACCCAAAGAUGGUGACCAUUUUCGGCGAGAGUGCCGGCGGGGCCUCUGUCGGCAUGCACCUGCUGUCCCCGGGGAGCAGGGACCUCUUCCACCGGGCCAUUCUUCAGAGCGGCUCGCCAAAUUGUCCAUGGGCCACCGUCUCAGUGGCGGAAGGCCGUCGGAGGGCCGUCGAAUUGGGAAGACUCCUCAACUGUAACAUCAACAGCGACAGUGAGUUAAUCCAGUGUCUUCGGGCAAAAGAGCCUCAUGAGCUGAUCGACAAGGAGUGGUCGGUGCUCCCCUACCACAGUGUCUUCCGGUUUUCCUUUGUUCCCAUCAUUGACGGGGAAUUCUUCCCAGAUUCCCUGGACGCCAUGCUGGACUCGGGCAGCAUCAAGAAAACUCAGGUCUUGUUGGGCGUCAACAAGGACGAAGGUUCGUACUUCCUUCUGUACGGAGCGCCGGGCUUCAGCAAGGACUCGGAGAGCAUCAUCUCGCGCGAAGACUUCACGGUCGGGGUCAAGCUCAGCGUGCCGCACGCCAGCGACCUGGGAUUGGAAGCUGUGGCACUACAGUACACCGACUGGAUGGACGAACACAACGGCAUAAAGAACAGAGACGCGAUGGAUGACAUUGUGGGCGACCACAACGUCAUCUGCCCCUUGAUGCGCUUUGCCAACAAGUAUUCCGAGUUUGGUAUCGGCAUCUACAUGUACUUCUUCGACCACCGGGCCUCCAACCUGGUGUGGCCGGAAUGGAUGGGAGUGAUCCACGGCUAUGAGAUUGAGUUUGUCUUCGGCCUGCCCCUGGAGAAGAAACUCAACUACACGAAACAGGAGGAGAUGCUGAGCAGGAAGAUGAUGCACUACUGGUCAACGUUUGCAAAAACCGGGAACCCAAACGAUCCCCAUCCGCAGGAGAAAAGAUGGCCUCCCUUCACCACCAGCGAGCAGAAGUUCAUUGCCCUCAACACGGAGCCGGUCAAAAUCUACACACGUCUCCGAGUGCAGAUGUGUGUGUUCUGGAACCAGUUCCUCCCCAAGCUCCUCAAUGCCACAGAGACCAUCGACGAGGCAGAACACCAGUGGAAGAUGGAGUUCCACCGGUGGAGCUCCUACAUGAUGCACUGGAAGAAUCAGUUUGACCACUACAGCAGGCAAGAGCGCUGUGCUGAGCUGUGAGCCACGCCAACGGUUCGCCCCGUGAGGCAGAGAGUAGAGUCCGGCGUUGACCAGGCGCCAGUCUCGUUCCUGGCGACACUGCAUGGCCACCAAACUUUGCCUUUGAGAAUGCCUCCGAUGCACCGACCCAUCUCUCCCCCGCCCCCAGCUCUACGUGUUCCUCUCGAGCGAUCCCACCAACAUUCGGCGGUCUUCCGCCUUUUCCACUGGCUUUCCGCUGCUCUUCUGUCCAAUCCACUGGCCCUCUCCUCACCCCACACACACACUCUCUCCCUACUGCCCCCUCAGUCCAAUUCUCUCUCCCCGCCCAACACAAACCCUCCGCCACCAUCCUCUUGCUAGCCACCUCCAUCUACUCUUCUUGCCCCAUGCCCUCUCCCGCCACUACUAAUGUCCCCUUCCUAGGCAGUAAAAGGAAGACGUUUUUAUUGGCCAAGUAUUCACAUACAAGGAAUUUGCCUUGGCGCUCCGCCCGCAAGUGACAACAUGACAUACAGUGACAGUCAGGAA
Molecule: messenger RNA, 2571 nt
Organism: Amblyraja radiata (thorny skate)
Lineage: Eukaryota; Metazoa; Chordata; Chondrichthyes; Rajiformes; Rajidae
Gene: ache
Product: acetylcholinesterase (Yt blood group)
Exons: 4
Coding region: 271-2061 (596 amino acids)
Biological process (GO): choline metabolic process; acetylcholine catabolic process
Cellular component (GO): plasma membrane
Molecular function (GO): acetylcholinesterase activity
Source: RefSeq, a predicted model, not a curated record